AUGCUUUUUACGACCCCACGAUUUGUUUAUAUCGCUAACUCUCUCUUCUCUAUGCAGAUGAUCCAUCUAUCUCCCUUCUUCCCGGUUUUCCUUCAAGACGAGGAUUCGGACCUAGGACUUACUUACGGUGUACGUAUGGAUAUUCAAAAACCCUCGUGGGAAGAAACUAAUCCUAACAAGGAAAUUGACAAGCGAAUUGUGACCGCCAUUUUUUCCAACAUUACGUCAGUCAGGUCUAUAGAAGUGUGGCUGAAAUCUGGACGUCUUCACAGCGAAGUGCUAGAGGAGCAGAAAUUGAGUGAGGGACAGUUGAGAAGACCUGGCUCCACCAUUAUAUUGUGGCUGAAAUGCGAACAGAUGCUCUUCGGUAUGACCAUGUCAGUGUCAGUGCCCAUUACGCGACCGAGAGUCGAACUCCCGGCUGAAGUCGACCUAAAAAAAGAGUCUCGUUUUGUAAAGGACUGGAUUUUAGAAUCAUAUUUUUUUAGACCCGCAUCUAUACGUUAA
Molecule: messenger RNA, 507 nt
Organism: Leptosia nina
Lineage: Eukaryota; Metazoa; Arthropoda; Insecta; Lepidoptera; Pieridae
Source: the annotation of a GenBank genome assembly